UGUAGAAAAAGUAAUAGAUGUUAGCUAUGCGUGUUAAUAGUCGUAUUAUAGUGAUAAAGUUUUUGAUAGGUGAUAGGAUUGUCACUUUUCUGUCAGUUUAUGUUCCACAGUGUGGACUCGGUGAGGAAGAUAAAGAUAAGUUUUAUGAUGAGUUAAUAGCAGUCACAUCAAAGUUUGGAGACACUGAACUUAUCAUGGUGGGUGGCGACUUUAAUGGUCAUGUUGGGAAGUCAUCUGAAGGUUAUAGAGGUGUGCAUGUAGGCUAUGGAUUUGGGAGCAGAAAUAAGGAAGGGGAGAGAUUGCUUGAGUUUGGAAUGGCAACGGACAUGGUGGUUUGCAACACAUCAUUCAGUAAGAGACAGAGUAGGCUGAUAACAUAUGAGUCAGGUGGUUGUAAGACACAGAUAGAUUACUUCCUGGUUAGAAAGUCAGACAAGAAAGUGGUGAAGGACGUGAAAGUUAUAUCGGGGGAAGAGUGUGUUUCCCAGCAUAGGUUGCUGGUUUGUGAUAUUAUCUUGAAGAGUGUUAAAGAAGCCAAGGGAAAGUACAGGCCCCGUCGAAAAGUCUGGAAGCUGAAGGAAGAGAUUGUAGCAAGACAAUUUAGUGCAAAAGUUCACCAGUUAGCCCACAAUGGUCAAUGCGAUAGUGACAAUGUUGAAAGUACUUGGACUACUUCGAAGAAUUGUCUUCUAGAAGCUUCUGAUGAUACCUGUGGGUGGACGAAAGGACCAGCUAGACAUAGACAGACCUGGUGGUGGAAUAAUGAGGUUGACCAGUGUAUAAAGGAAAAGAGGAAACUUUGGAAAGAGUGGAAGUCAGGUGGUAGUAAAAAUAUUUACUUAGAAGCUAAGCGUCACGCUCGUACAGCAGUGUAUAAGGCAAAAUCAGAAGCAGAGAGAAACAGAUUUGCAGAUGUGUUAAGAAGGGAAGACCAGCGCAAUGAGGUAUUCAAGAUAGCAAAGCAAAUGAAGAAGACUAAUCAAGAUGUUGUAGGUGAGAAGUGUAUAUGUAAUGAUGAAGGUGUUUUGGCUAGCACAGAAGAGGAGAAAAGGGUAGCUUGGAAGAAUCAUUAUCAGAGUUUGAUUGGGACGAGGAUAAUUUGUCUGAUGAUGAUGUUGUAGAAGGGCCAGCUAUGCAGAUCAAGACAGAAUGGGUAGUGGAGGCUAUUAGGAAAUUGAAGAUUGGCAAGGCUGCAGGAGUAUCAGGUAUUGUUGCAGAGAUGGUAAAAGCAUCUGGAUAUAUUGGAGUUGAGCUUAUUACAAGUCUUGCU
This is a messenger RNA of Hydractinia symbiolongicarpus, 1270 nucleotides long. RefSeq lists its product as uncharacterized. The coding region runs from base 18 to 1121 and encodes 367 amino acids. The record is from RefSeq and is a predicted model, not a curated record. The transcript has 2 exons. Gene Ontology annotation, biological process: chromatin remodeling. NCBI's taxonomy places the organism in Eukaryota, Metazoa, Cnidaria, Hydrozoa, Anthoathecata, Hydractiniidae. Gene Ontology annotation, cellular component: nucleus.